Messenger RNA from Aureobasidium namibiae CBS 147.97, 1125 nucleotides. RefSeq names its product TBCC-domain-containing protein. The record is from RefSeq and is a predicted model, not a curated record. Bases 1 to 1125 code for a protein of 374 amino acids. Gene Ontology annotation, biological process: tubulin complex assembly; post-chaperonin tubulin folding pathway. Lineage: Eukaryota; Fungi; Ascomycota; Dothideomycetes; Dothideales; Saccotheciaceae. Gene Ontology annotation, molecular function: tubulin binding. Gene Ontology annotation, cellular component: cytoplasm. The transcript is spliced from 4 exons.
AUGACUGCCAUUGCUGUAAAUCAACCGUUAAGACUCGAGAUGAGUGUACAAGAACGUUUCUUCCGGUACUUCCAGACCGAAGUUGCUGCGCUGCAGGAGCGAAUGCAUAUCAUACAAGAUCACGGCACAUCUGGCGGUGAACGAGCAGAUGCCAUUGACCACUGUCUGGCUGGAAUCUCAAAGUUGUCCAAUGAGGUGAAGGACAUAUCUGGAUCCCUUCCGGCACACGACCAGAGGACGUACAGCGAGGCGAUCAAAGCAUUAUCAGAAAAACUACAGAAGACUCGAGCACAGGCAGCACCCAAGCCAAAAUUUUCGUUCAAGAAGAAGAAUGCAUCUGCAAUAUCUAUCAACGAUGCAGCAGAAUUGGCAGCGAAGAAGCGUCUGCUCCAGCCCCACAGCAAUUUCUCAUCAGGAGUCUCGUCCUUCGCAACAACGCCAUUGACGAUGCCUCAAACACCAGCCAAUGGCCCCGCUGUUGAAGACUCCCAGCCUGAGGACACCAAGGGCACUGCCUCCAACCCGGUCACGGAAGGCGUACGAAAGCUAUCCUUCUCCAGAGCUGACAGGAUACACAUCUCAAACCACAGCAAAAUUCACAUCAUGCUGCCUUCUUCGGCCACUCACGCAACAUCUGGAACUUCUGGCACGGUGACCAAUGUUCGCGACAGCGUGAUUGACAUGAGCAUCUCUGCAGCUUCUGCAUUUGCUACACUUACUCUGAAGAAUAUCAAAAGCUCGUUGAUAGUGUGUGGGCACGUCAAUGGUGCUGUCCAUAUCACGGGUGUGAAUGACUCGGUUCUGGUAGUAGCAACGAGACAAUUCCGCAUGCACGAGAGCAAGAAUGUCCAAGUUUAUAUGCUUUGCCAAAGCAGGCCGAUCAUUGAGGAUUGCGAGGGGGUUGAGUUUGCAGAAAUGCCUGGCUGCUAUAGUACGGAGAAGGACAAAGACAUCAAGAACUUGUACGACCAAGUCGAUGACUUCAAGUGGCUCAAGGCAGAACACAGCCCGAAUUGGAGUGUAUUGGAUGCGGACAAACGCAUUAAAGACGAGGUCUGGAAGGAGGUUGUGCCAGGUAGCCCUAAGAGUGGCGUCGAAGAGAUCUUGAAGGCAGUGGGAAUCUGA